AUGAUGAGAAUUCCUCCACAGGUCAUGGUAUAUGCUCCCGAACCUGCAAGCGUGAAUGAUAGACCCGAUAUGAUCGACCAAGGUUGCGGAAGUGCAUCCCCAGAAACACGGGAUCCGACUUCCAUAUGGGCCGAGAGGCUUUCCAGAGUUGCAAAAUACAUUAAGGACAAAUAUUCAACAACUGUGUUAGCUUGGCAUGAUAUGUUUGGGCAUGCGAUGGAAUUCGAUCUCACCGCGUACCACAUGACUGAAGUGUUAGAACCUGUAAUCUGGAGCUACGCAGAGGAUUUGGACUUAUAUUUGCCAAAAACUACGUGGCUGACCGUUCCGUCGCGUAUGGGGUAUCUCAGCGUGGGGAAAGGAUGCGCAUGGACAGGACAAGAUGAAAGGGAUUCGAAUCCUGUACAUUACAUAAGAAAUCAUGAGGCAUGGGUUGAGCAGCUGUCAAGAAAUUACAACGAGUUUGACAUGUUACAGGGCCUUAUUCUUGCCGGCUGGUCCCGAUAUGAUCAUUUUGCCAUCCUUUGUGAAUUAGCUCCUGAUAGCGGUUUUCCAUCACUAGCGGAUAGAACACGCGAUGUCGAUGGAAACUGUGCUGGAAAUUAUCCGGUUUCUCGUGAGAUUUUGCAGUGUACACCAUCAACCACAAUGGGAAUCACAUAUGGAUGUCAGUUUCCGGGUAGUAAGAUCUACGAGUUGAUCAAUGAAUUCUGGCAGCGAAGGAAGCAGCUACAACAGUAUAGAGAAGACGAUUUUGAAAUGAACGGGUGGCUUUCUCGUGUGGCUGAUACAUAUAUGAGUAGCAGUCAAUGGUAUAUAGAUAAGAUUGAACCGCUGCUUGAAUAUCAUGCUAAGCCCAUCCUGCGAUUAGAGAAAGAUCUACGGAAUGAGCUUUCACGCAUAUACUUUCAGGAAACCGUCGAUGAAUUCAUUUUUACGUAUAUGGCAGAGGACAUCGAGUGGGUUCAACGCAAAAUCGACUCGGCUCAAAGAAUCUCAAAACUAAAUCACUUUCCGAAGCGGCCAUUCGUAAUUUUAAAGUCACCUGAGGAGCUAUGA
This is a messenger RNA of Ostertagia ostertagi, 1059 nucleotides long. Lineage: Eukaryota; Metazoa; Nematoda; Chromadorea; Rhabditida; Trichostrongylidae. The record is from the annotation of a GenBank genome assembly.